UCAAAUUUAAAAUUUGACAAAAAAAAAAAUAAAAAUAAAAAAUGGAUGCAAUUCUUGGACUUCUAAGAAUUAAGGUUCGUAUAGGCAUCAAUCUUGCAAUUAGAGAUGCGGGUAGUGCUAGCAGUGAUCCUUAUGUUGUAAUAACCAUGGGCUCCCAGACAUCAAAAACGAGAGUGAUUAAAAAGAAUUGUAAUCCAGAGUGGAAUGAUAUUCUCACCUUAUCUAUAACCGAUCCAAACAUACCCAUCAAGCUAAGAGUAUAUGAUCAUGAUACAUUCACAAAACAUGAUAGAAUGGGUGAUGCUAUUAUUGAUAUAAAACCAUAUAUAGAGUGUAUGAAAAUGGGAUUAGAAGAGCUUCCUAUUGGAACAUCUGUUACAAAGGUACAACCUAAUGAUAAUAAUUGUUUGGCUGAUGAAAGUAAGGUUGUUUGGAUUGAUAAAGGAAAAAUGAUUCAAGAUAUGGUUUUAAAAUUGCAAAAUGUUGAGAAGGGAAAAAUACAAAUCCAGCUUGAAUGGUUUAAUCCUCCUGGUUGCAAAGGAUUACAAUCAUCUUGAUUCUUGAUUUGAGUUAUUCUUGUAGAGAUUAUAUUAAUCUCACUUAAACCACCUUAAAUAAGUCUAUAUUCUCAUAAUUAAUAUGUAUGAAAUGGACUAUUUAACUCAUAUAUGAGACGCGUUUCUCAGUUAAAACGUCUCGUACAAUAAUUUGUGGCUUGAUAUGUAAAAAUAAUUUUUACUUUUAUAAAGGGCAAACUCAAGAUUCUAAUUAUUGAGGGGUCAUUGUAGUCAUUUAAAAUUGACGGUUAAAUAUUCUUUAACUUCUAUAUUGUAUUUUUAUGUACAAAUAGUAGUUUUUAU
Amaranthus tricolor (Joseph's coat) is the source of this 860-nucleotide messenger RNA. RefSeq names its product protein C2-DOMAIN ABA-RELATED 7-like. Lineage: Eukaryota; Viridiplantae; Streptophyta; Magnoliopsida; Caryophyllales; Amaranthaceae. The record is from RefSeq and is a predicted model, not a curated record. The transcript has 3 exons. Bases 42 to 557 code for a protein of 171 amino acids.